AUGAGUCAAACACAGGAGAAGGAGGAAGACCCCACCCUGGACCAGCUCAUCCAUGGCUGCAUCCAGAGCCGGUGGUCUCUGUUCUACUCAGCCGCUGACACAUCCUACCCCAGAGGCAGCCGCAUUGCAGCCCUGCAUCCCCACGGCCCGCGUCCGCCCCAGAGACAGCUGCAACCCCCUCCCGCCCCCAGGUACUGGAUUUCCGCCUUCCCGGCGGAGUUCGACCUGAACCAGGACCUGGCCCAGCAGAUCAAGGAGCUGAAGGCAGCCCUGGCCCAGGAUGGCAACCGUCGCCAUAGCAACCUGAUUGACAUCGAGAACGUGCCACGGCAGCAGUGGCGCCGGCAGCUGACCCAGCGUAACCCUGCGGCUCCCAAGCGCAAGACCUCCCUGCUGCUGGACCACCUGGAGCCGCCCGAGCUGGCCGCGCACCUCACCCUGCUGGAGCACCGCGCCUUCGGUCGCAUCCUGGACUACCACAGUUUCGUGACGCAUGGGGCCACAGUGGACAACCCGGUGCUAGAGCGCUUCAUCGCCCUCUUCAACGGCGUCUCGCGCUGGGUCCAGCUGCUGGUGCUGAGCCAGCCCAGUGCCCCCCAGCGUGCCCGCGUGCUCGCCCGCUUCGUGUGCGUCGCCCAGCACCUGCUGGAGCUGCAGAACUUCAACACGCUGAUGGCCAUGGUCGGGGGCCUGAGCCACAGCUCCAUCUCCCGCCUCAAGGAGACGCACGCCCAUGUCGGCUCUGAGACCACCAAGCUGUGGGAGUCGCUGACAGCGUUGGUGAGUUCAGAGGGCAACUAUGGGCAGUACCGGCGGCACCUGAGCCGCAGCGUGGGCUUCCGGCUGCCGGCACUGGGCGUGCACCUCAAGGACCUGGUGGCCGUGCACCUGGCACUGCCCGACUGGCGCGACGCCGCCCACACCCGCCCCCACGCGCCCAAGAUGCGCCAGCUCUUUGCCAUCCUCGACCAACUGGCACUGGUGCCUGGGCUGCAGCCACCCUGCACCGCCGACCCUGACCUGCUCAACCUGCUCGCGGUGUCGCUGGACCAGUACCAGACUGACGACGAGAUCUACCAGCUCUCGCUGCAGAGGGAGCCCCGCAGCAAGUCGGCCGUGAGUCCAUCCAGCCCCACGUGCACCGCCCGCCCGCCCGAGCUGGACGAGUGGGCGCUGGCCGCCAAGCCCAAGCCCAACCCGGCGCUCGUGCGAGAGCACAUUGAGAAGAUGGUGGAGUCGGUGUUCAGGAACUUCGACGUGGACGGCGACGGGCGCAUCUCGCAGGCCGAGUUCAGCAUCAUCCGCAGCAAUUUCCCGCAUCUCUGCCAGUUCGGGGACGUGGAUGAGAACCAGGACGGCUGGAUCACCCGGGACGAGAUGGUCUCCUACUUCCUCAAGUUCAGCGCGGACGUGGACGGCAGGAUGGGCUUCGUGCACACCUUCGCCGAGAGCAGCUUCCUGCGGCCCGUCGCCUGCCGCCACUGCAAGAGCCUGAUUUUGGGGAUCUACAAGCAGGGGCUGAAGUGCCGGGCCUGCGGCGUGAGCUGCCACCGGCAGUGCCGGGACCGGCUGCACGUCGAGUGCCGCAAACGGGCCAAGAGCUUCAACCUGGACGGGCCGAGCCCCCCGCCCCUGCGCUCCUUCAGCUUCUCCCUGCCCCGGCCCAACCGGCACCCCCCAGAGAUCCCGGAGGUGGAGGUCCAGGCUUUGGAGGACGGCGUCUUCGAUGUGCACCUCUGACCCAGAGACGCAGGUCUUCUUCACCCCCAGCUCAGACCCUCAUCUUCCUCCUCCUCCUCCCCCCACACUGGAGACCCCCCUCAACAAAGCCCUGGUGACAACAGAGACCCCCUGGGGGGCACCCGCAUGGAGGAGCAGCCCCCAUCCUGGGUGGGGAAGGGCUGGGAGCCUGGACACCUGGGUCCCUCCCGGCAUUGGGAGCGAGGACUCCUGGGUUCCUUCAGGGGAGCGGGGGAGUCUGAUGUGACCUCCCCCCUUGGCAUCUGGGGGGGCGCCUGCCACUGUACAGGUCCUGCUGUGAAUAGUCUCAGAGUCCCAGUAAAGUGCCCGCGGGCCCCAGUG
Molecule: messenger RNA, 2082 nt
Organism: Alligator sinensis (Chinese alligator)
Lineage: Eukaryota; Metazoa; Chordata; Crocodylia; Alligatoridae
Gene: RASGRP2
Product: RAS guanyl releasing protein 2
Exons: 14
Coding region: 1-1740 (579 amino acids)
Biological process (GO): positive regulation of GTPase activity; Ras protein signal transduction
Cellular component (GO): plasma membrane
Molecular function (GO): guanyl-nucleotide exchange factor activity; calcium ion binding
Source: RefSeq, a predicted model, not a curated record